UGCAGCCUCCUUCACUACCAGCACUGGUCUCUGCUGAGCUUCUGCCCAUUCCUGGCAAAUCCUGUAGGACCCAAGUGUCGGCCAGCAGUAUGGCUACAAAAUGCACAAAGUGUGGUCCAGGUUACCCGACACCUGGGGAGGCCAUGAAAGGACCCCGAGAGAAGAUUGUCUACUUGCCCUGCAUUUACCGAAACACAGGCACCGAAGCCCCAGAUUACUUGGCCACUGUGGAUGUUGAUCCCAAGUCUCCCCAGUAUAGCCAGGUCAUCCACAGGCUGCCCAUGCCCUACCUGAAGGACGAGCUGCACCACUCAGGAUGGAACACCUGCAGCAGCUGCUUUGGGGACAGCACAAAGUCACGCAACAAGCUGGUGCUGCCCAGUCUCAUCUCCUCCCGAAUCUACGUGGUGGAUGUGGGCUCUGAGCCUCGUGCCCCAAAGUUGCACAAGGUCAUUGAACCCAAUGAAAUCCAUGCCAAGUGCAACCUGGGCAAUCUGCACACCAGCCACUGCCUGGCCAGCGGGGAGGUGAUGAUCAGCUCCUUGGGGGAUUCCCAGGGUAAUGCCAAAGGGGGCUUUGUGCUGCUGGAUGGGGAGACCUUCGAGGUGAAAGGGACGUGGGAAAAGCCUGGGUGUGCAGCUCCGAUGGGCUAUGACUUCUGGUACCAGCCUCGACACAAUGUCAUGGUCAGCACUGAAUGGGCAGCUCCCAAUGUCUUCAAAGAUGGCUUCAACCCCGCUCACGUGGAGGCUGGGCUGUAUGGGAGCCGCAUACAUGUGUGGGACUGGCAGCGUCAUGAGAUUAUCCAGACCCUGCAAAUGAAAGAUGGGCUGAUCCCUCUGGAGAUCCGAUUCCUGCAUGACCCAGCUGCCACCCAGGGCUUUGUAGGCUGCGCCCUCAGCUCCAACAUCCAGCGCUUCUACAAGAAUGAGGGAGGCACCUGGUCAGUGGAGAAGGUGAUCCAGGUGCCCUCCAAGAAAGUGAAAGGCUGGAUGUUGCCAGAAAUGCCCGGUUUGAUCACUGACAUCCUGCUGUCCCUGGAUGACCACUUCCUCUACUUCAGCAACUGGUUGCAUGGGGACAUCCGACAGUAUGACAUCUCUAACCCACAGAAGCCCCGCCUCACUGGGCAGAUCUUUAUUGGGGGCAGCAUUGUUAAAGGAGGCUCUGUACAGGUGCUGGAGGACCAGGAGUUAACAUGUCAGCCGGAGCCCCUAGUGCUCAAGGGAAAACGAGUUCCUGGAGGCCCUCAGAUGAUCCAGCUCAGCUUAGAUGGGAAGCGUCUUUACGUCACUACGUCACUGUACAGUGCCUGGGACAAGCAGUUUUACCCUGAUCUCAUUAGGGAAGGCUCCGUGAUGCUGCAGAUUGAUGUGGACACAGAAAAUGGAGGGCUGAAGUUGAACCCCAACUUUCUGGUGGACUUUGGGAAGGAGCCCCUUGGGCCAGCACUGGCUCACGAGCUUCGUUACCCAGGGGGUGACUGCACUUCUGACAUCUGGAUCUGAAGACUAGCCCUAAAGACCCUUCUCCACAUUCAGAGCCUUCCUUCUGAGGAGCCUGGCUUCACUCUGCUCUCAGCCCCAACUCUGCAAGGCCACACUGAGACCAGCGAGAUGUGUAGAGCAGCACCUUGCUACCAUUGCUUGUUGCUUGUGCUAUUCUUAAGUGAGCUCCUGGAAGUACCAAGAAAUAAAGUGCUGAACCUUUCCUCAGA
This is a messenger RNA of Arvicanthis niloticus (Nile rat), 1717 nucleotides long. RefSeq names its product selenium binding protein 1 (gene Selenbp1). The record is from RefSeq and is a predicted model, not a curated record. Gene Ontology annotation, molecular function: selenium binding. Lineage: Eukaryota; Metazoa; Chordata; Mammalia; Rodentia; Muridae.